AUGCAUCGCUUUUUUGCAGAGCUGGAGCCAUCUCUAUCCGUCAAUGAGCAAAACCUGGCAGACCGAGUUCGGUACAUCCUGCGCUCCAACAUAUUUGGUGACGCCGUACUCGAACGACUACGACGUGAGGCUGUUCCCUCAUCGGAUGGAAAUGCUACGGCUAGGAAUACGGCGCCACUAGUUGUGGAGCAAACUACAUAUGUGGAUGCUGCCGUCAAUAUUCAAUUUGUGGUUGAUUCAGACGAUGAUGGAAUAGUCUCCUACGAACUAGUGAAAAUGAGGAGCAUAUUGGAAGAGUCGAUGCUGGAAAUGCGCAGCAUGCCUCUCGAAAAUCGACCUCGACUUCCCCGCAUACCCCUUAGCAAGUGA
Parnassius apollo (apollo) is the source of this 369-nucleotide messenger RNA. The record is from the annotation of a GenBank genome assembly. NCBI's taxonomy places the organism in Eukaryota, Metazoa, Arthropoda, Insecta, Lepidoptera, Papilionidae.